Messenger RNA from Apodemus sylvaticus (European woodmouse), 900 nucleotides. RefSeq names its product olfactory receptor 1052-like. Lineage: Eukaryota; Metazoa; Chordata; Mammalia; Rodentia; Muridae. Gene Ontology annotation, cellular component: membrane. Gene Ontology annotation, biological process: G protein-coupled receptor signaling pathway; sensory perception of smell. Gene Ontology annotation, molecular function: olfactory receptor activity; odorant binding. Bases 1 to 900 code for a protein of 299 amino acids. The transcript has a single exon. The record is from RefSeq and is a predicted model, not a curated record.
AUGGCUGCUAGGAAUAAUACAGAUGUGAAGGAAUUCAUAUUCCUUGGCUUAACAGAAAAUUCCAAUUGGCAGAUUCCUCUCUUUUUGCUUUUCAGCAUAAUUUAUUUAAUCAUGGGUAACUGGGGAAUGAUCUUCUUGAUCUGGUUGAAUGCCCACCUUUGUACCCCAAUGUACUUCUUUCUUGGUAAUCUCUCUUUCUGUGACAUCUGCUACUCCACUGUUAUUGCUCCUAAGAUGCUCAUCAAUAUCCUUUCAGAACACAAGUCUUGUAGACUCCAUUCCUGUGUUCUUCAGAGUUUCUUUUUUAUGGUGUAUGUAACCACAGAAGUCACUCUCCUGUCUGUGAUGGCUUAUGAUUGCUGUGUGGCAAUUGUAAACCCUUUAAUGUACACAGUUAUUACGGCGUUCAGCAUCUGCACUCAGAUGGUUCUUGCAUGUUACCUGGGUGGCCUCAUAAAUUCCAUGGUUCACACAAUAGGUUUACUCAGACUAGACUUCUGUGGCCCCAACAUUGUGAAUCACUUCUUCUGUGACAUUCCUCCUCUUUUGAAGCUUGCAUGUUCUGAUGCACAUAUCAAUGAGACACUGAUUUUUGUCUUCUCUGGAGUGAUUUCUAUUUUCACUUUCAGCAUUGUCAUGGUGUCCUAUAUCCACAUUAUCAUUUCCAUCCUGAUAAUCUGCUCAAUUGAGGGGAGGUGUAGGGCCUUCUCCACCUGUGCCUCACACCUGGCAGCUGUGACAUUAUUUUAUGGUUCUGGGACAUUAAGUUAUAUCCAGCCAAGCUCUCAGUACUCUAUGGAACAGGAAAAAGUAUCUGCUGUAUUUUACAUCUUGGUCAUCCCUAUGUUGAAUCCUCUGAUUUACAGCCUGAGGAACAAGGAUGUAAAUAAAAGAGGUUGA